Papilio xuthus (Asian swallowtail) is the source of this 996-nucleotide messenger RNA. It is a transcript of the gene St2, whose product is annotated as Sulfotransferase 2. Lineage: Eukaryota; Metazoa; Arthropoda; Insecta; Lepidoptera; Papilionidae. Bases 1 to 996 code for a protein of 331 amino acids. The transcript is spliced from 5 exons. The record is from RefSeq and is a predicted model, not a curated record. Gene Ontology annotation, molecular function: sulfotransferase activity.
AUGAGAACAAAGCCGAUUUUAACUUUUUCGAAGUUGGAUGAGGAGACUGGGGAAAUGCUGGACAGAAUGUUCGAGAAAAAAGAUUGUAUGGUCGAAAUUAAUCCGGGACGCGUGAUACUACCAGCUGACUAUAUGACCAUAGGUCAAGAUAUACUGGACAUGGAAGUGCUGGAAGACGAUGUUUGGAUGUGUUCGUAUCCAAGGACCGGAUCAACAUGGGCUCAGGAGAUGGUAUGGCUGAUUGGUCACGAUUUGGACUACGAAGGAGCCAAGUCACUGCAACAAAUCCGUUGUCCACUAGUCGAGUUGUCUUGCAUCAUGGUGGACGGGCAUGCGCAGUGGCAUGAGGAGUCAGUGCAGGGUACCUCGGUGGACCUGGUGAAGCACCGGUUGGCGCAUCCCCGUUACAUCCGCAGUCACCUACCUUGGGAUCUCCUGCCUCUUGAUAUACAGAAAGAUGACGGUUCUGCUAAACCCAAGGUUAUUUACACGUCACGUAAUCCAAAAGACAUGGUAGUGUCUUACUACCAUUACUGCACGUUGGUCCACGGCCUGAAGGGUACAUUUGAGGAGUUCUGUGACAUCUUCAUGAGAGACCGCGCACCGUUUGGACCAGUAUGGAAUCAUAUACUGGGUUUUUGGAAUAGACGUCAUGAUCCAAACCUCCUCUUCAUCAAGUUUGAAGAAAUGAAACGAGACUUACCUUCAGUGGUGAAGAAGACCGCUGCCUUCCUCGGUAAAACGAUGUCUGAUGAGCAAGUCUUCAAACUCUGCGAUCACCUCUCCUUCCAGAACAUGAAGACCAACAGAGCUGUAAAUCUUGAAGCUAUAUUAGAGAAAUCAUUCGGAAGAAGUUAUUUGGAAAAAACUGAUUUAAGAUUUAUAAGAAAAGGAGAGAUAGGUGAUUGGAAGAAUUAUAUGUCUGAUGAUUUAUCUAGAAGAUUCGAUGAUUGGGCUGAAAGACAUCUGAAAGGGACCGAGUUAAGUUUCGAAUAA